AUGCUACCGGUCUCGCGACCCGAGAGCCAGAUGAGUUUCAACUACAUCCCGUCCUCGCAGCCCAUGUCGGGGACAUCGACAGGGCGCAGCUCCCCCAGUAGCUUCCCCGACAUCCCCAGUCGUGGCCGCUCCUUGGCUCACGCUUUGUUCUAUUAUCCUGCAGAGCCCGUGAAAUUCAAGCCCAAGAAGGUGUUGCUCCCAGCAUCUGGGGCCCCCCUACCAGCGGCCAUUCAACCCCCCCUCCGUGAGAAUAUCCCCGAGUCGCCCAGCCAGGAUAGCUUCCCCGACCUGCUCCCUAGUACUAGUGGAUCGAUUGGUAAUUCUGGUCGUCGAGCUCGAGCUGGCACGGUGCCGUCUCGAUUUCCUCCAAUGGGCACGCUCAGCGAAGUCGACCUUAAUCAGCCGUUCAUGUCGCAAACAUCUCGACCCACGCCAUCUACCAGCCCUUUUCGACCUCCGGGGGGUAUCAGGAAUGGACUCGAGUGCCGGUAUCACGAGCUCAGCUGGUGCGCCAAAUCCGGCUAUGCUAUCGCGCCUUCGAGCUGGCUCGAUGCCCCAAAGGAGCAGUCUCCUGGGAACUGGCAGUCCUUUCGGCCCAUCGCUGUUUUCCACCAAUUGGUCGACGGGACCCAAUCCUCAUUUUCAAGGGAUGGCCUUACGGACUCCGAUGUCAAGACGUUGGACUAUUUGGGCCUUGCCGAAACUCCUCAACAGGCACGGGCUAAUCUUGCACGCCCUUCGAUGGAGGCUCUGAUGCAGCAGCAACAGCAACAGCAGCAAGCUUCUGCACUGCCGCCCCUCCUGGCCGAGCUAGCGAUGAUGAAGAACAAUAACAGAUUUCGGUCAUACUCUGUGAACGCCAAAGAGAAGUAUGCCGAUGAUGAAGAUCUCGAGUACGAGAGCCGCUACUCUCAAGCACCCUCCGGCAACAUGACUCCCUCCGCGGCAGCGACAGCCGCUCAACUCGCCGCCACCCAGGCCCAGAUUCAUCAACACAAUCUUGCCGUCCAGGCUUUUGCCAGCCAUGCAUCUGUCAGUCGGCCCCGAGCCCGGACUGCCGGUAUCCUGGAGGCUCCCCCCAGCGGUCAUCGAUUCGCAACUAUCUCGCGACUCCUUCCCAAUGGCGAAUAUGACGAGCUUUCAGAAGCAGUACAAUUGAUGCAACUUGGCGGAGGCGCUGCCGGUGUUCGGGCAGCUGGUGAGAUAGGCGAUGAGAACAAUCAGGACGGCCCCACUCGAGCUCUGUGGAUUGGGAGCAUUCCCGUUUCAACAACCGUCACUUCUCUGGAGGCCAUCUUUGGAAUGUAUGGCAAGAUUGAGUCCACUCGUGUUCUCACCCACAAGAAUUGCGGGUUCGUCAACUUCGAGCGCAUUGAAAGUGCAGUGCAGGCGAAGUCGCUCUUGAAUGGAAAGGAGAUUUUUCCGGGCGCAGGACCUGUCAGAAUCGGAUACGCCAAGGUUCCCGGCACUUCUGCGACAGGCACUCCUGGCGCCAAUGGCAUCCAGUCCUCUCCGACCCCCGAUCCCAACUUCAAGUCCAACCUUGCAUCGGCCGACGCUGCAGACCUGGCCGAGAAUUUCGGUACAGUGCCUCAGAUUCCUGAUCUGGCCGACCUUCUGCCCGAGAUGGUCCAAAUUGUGCAAGAAUUUGGCGCAAGCGAGGAAGAUUCGCGGAACAUUACGGCAGGCAUCCAGGGUGCCGUCGAAUUUCAAGCCUUCGAGGAUGAAAUCCCUCCCAUUUCCGAACCCAGCCAGACCCGAAUGUUUGACGCGCCUCGUCUUCGCGACAUCCGCAAGCGAAUUGACAACGGUGCAUGCUCGAUUCAAGAAAUCGAGGAAACUGCUGAAGCGAUGCUCCCCGAAAUUGCGGAACUUUCUUCGGAUUACCUGGGCAACACCGUGGUCCAGAAGCUGUUCGAGUUCUGCUCCGAGCCCACUAAAGAGCAAAUGCUCUCUCACAUUGCGCCUCACCUUGCCGAGAUUGGUGUUCACAAGAAUGGUACUUGGGCUGCGCAGAAGAUCAUUGACGUUGCCAAGACCCCGGCCCAGAUGGAGAUGAUUGUCGACGCCCUACGACCUUACACUGUCCCGCUCUUCCUGGACCAGUACGGCAACUAUGUGUUGCAGUGCUGCCUGCGGUUUGGUAGUACGCACAAUACCUUCAUCUUCGAGACCAUGCUGAGUCGCAUGUGGGAGGUUUCCCAGGGGCGAUUUGGCGCGCGAGCAAUGCGGGCUUGCUUGGAGAGUCACCAUGCCUCGAAAGAUCAGCAGCGGAUGCUGGCGGCUGCCAUCGCUCUGCACAGCGUACAGUUGGCUACCAACGCCAAUGGAGCUUUGUUGUUGACCUGGUUCCUCGACACUUGCACAUUCCCCCGCCGCCGAACUGUCCUCGCCCCGAGACUUGUCCCCCAUAUUGUGCAUCUUUGCACUCACAAGGUCGCUUAUCUUACCGUUCUCAAGGUGAUCAACCAGCGCAACGAGGCCGAGGCUCGAGACAUUGUCCUCAAAUCCCUCUUCUUCAGCCCUGGAGAUGAAGUGUUAGAAAAGAUAUUGAGCGAUCAAACUUCCGGAGCGACACUCAUAUUCAAGGUCCUCACUACCCCGUUCUUUGACGAGUCCAUGCGUUCGGACGUUGUGAAGAACGUGUCUAAGGUGCUCACCAAGCUCAAAGCCUCGCCGAGCCAGGGGUAUAAGCGCCUUAUGGAUGAAGUUGGCUUGUCCUCGCGCGGGGGUCGGGAUCACCAUCAUGGACGCGAGCACGGGUCGGGUCACUCUUCCACCCCGGAGAAAUCGCAGCACCGUCAAUCCUCGCGGCAUGGAGCUUCGAACUACCCCUCGCAACCGUCUCUGGAAAGGCAGUACAGCGGGCAAUUUGGCCCCGGUAUGCUGGGACAGACCGCGGAUAGCCCCCACCCUAUCUCUACCGAUCAGGCCAACAUCCCACCCCUUGAUCCCUACUCGAGCGGUGGUAUCAACGGACUUGGGAACCCUUUGAGUGGACUGGGUGGUGUGCAUGGUGGGGGUUAUGGCCAGGACACCGUUCCUCUUACCCAACAACAGCUGCAAUACCAAGCCUAUCUCGCCGCCCAAGCCCGGGGUGUCUCUCCUGGCGGUAUCUAUCCUGGCAUGCCGGGUGCUAGCUUUGGCUACCCCGGCGGAUCGUCAUCAGUGGAAAAUUUGCGUGGCUUACAAACCCAGCAGGCUUCUCCACUGUCGGCAGGGCCCGGUCAAAUGAGUUCGAACCCGCUGCUCGGACAGUCCAGCUAUGCUCCGCAGCAGUUUAGCCCCGUUGUCAACCCUGGGCAGAUGUACCAGUAUCCUCCGCAGUUCUAUGCCCAGGCACAACCCGUGCAAGGGCAACCUAGCGGAGGCCGACGUGGACGGCGUUGA
Penicillium alfredii is the source of this 3390-nucleotide messenger RNA. RefSeq names its product putative RNA binding protein Jsn1. NCBI's taxonomy places the organism in Eukaryota, Fungi, Ascomycota, Eurotiomycetes, Eurotiales, Aspergillaceae. The coding region runs from base 1 to 3390 and encodes 1129 amino acids. The record is from RefSeq and is a predicted model, not a curated record. The transcript is spliced from 5 exons. Gene Ontology annotation, molecular function: RNA binding.